Molecule: messenger RNA, 2556 nt
Organism: Myotis davidii
Lineage: Eukaryota; Metazoa; Chordata; Mammalia; Chiroptera; Vespertilionidae
Gene: LRPAP1
Product: LDL receptor related protein associated protein 1
Exons: 8
Coding region: 1-1368 (455 amino acids)
Biological process (GO): negative regulation of receptor internalization; negative regulation of very-low-density lipoprotein particle clearance
Cellular component (GO): plasma membrane; cis-Golgi network; endoplasmic reticulum-Golgi intermediate compartment
Molecular function (GO): very-low-density lipoprotein particle receptor binding; lipase binding; heparin binding
Source: RefSeq, a predicted model, not a curated record
AUGGCGCCCCGGCCAGCAGUGGAUGAGGGCGUGGUGAGAGGAAGCGUGACCAAUGAGCCACGGGGAGAGCGCGGCACGGGCACCUCCCUCGCCAAGUGUUUAACUUCAGCAGCUGAGUGCCCGGGGAUUAGGGGCUCCCAUUGUCCCAGUACACAGGCCGCCAUGUGCCCCUCCUUCCGAACCUGCAUGGAGGGGGUGGCAGUCAUCUCCCCGCUUCGCCUGCAGGUGCAGCUGCGGCUGGGACCGGACUCUGUCUCCUGCUGGCCUCCCGGGCGUCUCUGGGUCACCCGUUCUCCGGGGCGUGUCGUCGGGCAGCGGUGUCAGGCGUCCCCUGUCCCGCCGCAGCUGCAGCUCUCCCCCGUGGACCUGUUCGAGCUCCAUGCCGACCUGAAGAUCCAGGAGAGGGACGAGUUCGCCUGGAAGAAGCUGAAGGCCGAAGGCCUGGAUGAGGACGGGGAGAAGGAGGCGAAGCUCGUACGCAACCUCAACGGUACCCUGGCCAAGUACCGGCUGGACGGGAGGAAGGACGCCCGGGCGCCCAGCAGCAACUCCCUCACCGAGGGCCCCGAGCAGGACAGCCUGGAGGACCCCCGGCUGGAGAAGCUGUGGCACAAGGCGAAGACCUCUGGCAAGUUCUCCAGGGACGAGCUGGACAAGCUGUGGCGGGAGUUCCAGCACCACCAGUACAACGUCCUGCUGGAGACGCUGAGCAGGACGGAAGAGAUCCAGGAGAACGCCAUCAACCCCUCGGACAUGCGCCGCGCGCAGGAGGAGGUGCUGCACAGCCGGCACGCGGAGCUCAAGGACCGGCUGCGGCACAUCAGCCAGGGCUACGACCGGCUGCGGAAAGUCAGCCACCAGGGCUACGGCGCCGAGGCCGAGUUCGAGGAGCCGCGGGUGAUCGACCUGUGGGACCUGGCCCAGUCGGCCAACUUCUCUGAGAAGGAGCUGGAGGCCUUUCGGGAGGAGCUGAAGCAUUUCGAAGUGAAGAUUGAGAAGCACAACCACUACCAGAAGCAGCUGGAGAUUUCGCAUCAGAAACUGCGGCACGUGGAGCGGUUUGGUGACCAGGAGCACCUCAGCCGGAACAAGGAGCGCUACGCGCUGCUGGAGGAGAAGACCAAGGAGCUUGGCUACAAGGCGGGUGCCCGCCGCGCCCGGCUUCUCUGCACGGGGAGGGGUUCGUGGGGCCCCAGACACGCAGCAUGGCUCCUGUGGGGGACGGCGCUGCCCGAAGGGGCGGGCUUGGGGCAGGGCUGCCCAGCUCCCCGGCCCGCUCCAGGCCUGGGAGGCUACGUCCUGGCGUGGCUGCGCUCGGGGUGGCGUCUGCGUGAGCCGGACCUGGGACCGGGGACAGCAUGGCCGUGACCAGCAGAUGGUGGCCUCAGACGCCCCGCAGAGCCGCUGCCCCACGCCGAGCACUGAUUUGCCUGCUGGCUGAGAGGCCCUCGCCUACAGCGUCACAGCCGUGGGACCCCCAAACCUGCCACGGGACCCCCUAAACCUGCCAUGGAAACCCCCGAACCUGCCGCGGGAGCCCCGGAUCAGAGCCCCGUGCGAUGAUUGUAUUUAAUUUGUCCGUGACUGUCGCUCGCUGUCCGUUUCUCUCACUGUGUCCUUGCCGCUCCACCUCAGCUCACGGUGGCUCCAGGCACUGCCAGGCGGAAGGUCCCCCUUCCAUCCCCACACCCCACGCCCCGUCUUCCCUGAUGCAUCAGAGGAAGGAAGGGCAGCUGGGCACGAUUCUCGCCCCUGCGGGCACCCGCGGGAAGAGCCUCCAGGUGGUGUAAGGGGCACCUUCCCAGGUUGGCCCCUGGAAGAGGCUCGGCCGUCAGGCACUCACCCCUUAUUGGAAGGAACCCCGGGCAGCAUGCUAGUGUUCGUGGGUUUGGGGUGCCGGGAGGGGCCCCGCAGCCACUGGGUCCCUGGCAGGGCAGCCUCCCUGCUGGGCCUCCACACCGUGUGUGCCCUGGCUGGCAGCUGGUGUGUCCCUCCUGGCCACUGCCAGGCCUCGGCAGCGCUGGGGCUGCCCUCUGAGGCACAGUGCCAGGGGCCCAGAGCCAUGCCCUUUGCCUGGCCAGCCCUCAUGGGGUUCACGUCACGGUGGGGUCAGAGGCCUGGGACGUGGAGGUGAGCAGAGGAAACGUGGGACUCAGUUUACCUGAGUUGUUGACAACCUGGCCUUCAGACCAUGCGGUUAGGGGCUCCUGCCCCUGGAGAUCGCCGAGGUGGGAGUGAGGGGCUGUCACGGGUGCACAGACCGCCUCCGGCGCAUGCGCUGUCCCGGGGAGCGUGGGGCCCACCCCCGACCCCCAACCUCCUAUAGCUAGGUGCUUGGCUUGUGACCCCCAAGUUCAGAUACUAAACCCAGCCCCCAGGGUGUGGGAUUUGUAGGUGGGCCCUGGGGGGUGAUUGGGUCCGAGGGUGGGGCCCCCCCACGUGGGGUGAGUGCCUAUUCCUGCCCAGUGAGGUGGCAGCUCUCCAGACACCAGUCCCUCUGCUCCCUGGUCUUGGACUUCCCGCCUCUGGCACAGAAAUAAAGGGGGUUUAUUUACC